CACAAGAGGGAGGCAAUGAGGGUUGAUGACCUGAUUGCUCACCUUGAUGUGGAAGAGAAGGCACGUGCUAAAGACACACCUUCCAUGGCAAAUGACGGCACCUCAAACACCAACUUUGUGCAGAAAUCUGGUGCUAAGUACAAGGGCAAACAACAUAAUCCAAAGGCCAAGAAUACAACCAACUUUAAGAAGAAGAAGGAAGGCAUAAUCUGCUAUGUGUGUGGUGAGCCUGGCCACAAGGCCAAUAAAUGCCACAACAGGAAGGGCAAGAAGGGUGGGCAGCAGAACGGACAGAACACUGUCAACGUGGUUGUUAGCGAGCCUAGUACUGCGGGGCUACAAGCGGUUCCCCCAUCUUGAUGGGAAAUGGCUCAGGUGCUGCUGUUCUGGGAGUAGGGAAGGUUGACCUGAAGUUUACAUCAGGAAAAAUCAAUACCUUAAAGAAUGUGCAGUACAUGCCCUCAAUAAAUAGGAACCUGAUUAGUGGCUCUCUUUUAUGCCGAGAUGGCUUCAAAUUAGUUUUUGAGUCGAAUAAAGUUGUUAUUUCCAAAUUUGGUUUAUUUAUAGGGAAAGGCUAUGAGUGUGGAGGCUUGUUCCGCACAUCUUUGUUGGAUGCUGAGAAUAAAUUUGUUCACAACACUAUUAGUGUUCUUAAUUCAAAUAAAGAUGCAUCCAUUUGGCAUUC
Triticum aestivum (bread wheat) is the source of this 685-nucleotide messenger RNA. RefSeq lists its product as uncharacterized. The record is from RefSeq and is a predicted model, not a curated record. The transcript is spliced from 2 exons. The coding region runs from base 16 to 360 and encodes 114 amino acids. Gene Ontology annotation, molecular function: zinc ion binding; nucleic acid binding. NCBI's taxonomy places the organism in Eukaryota, Viridiplantae, Streptophyta, Magnoliopsida, Poales, Poaceae.